UGAAAAGGUAGAUCUUUGAUUUAUCUUUCUAAAACAGUGUGUGUGAGAACCUUGUGUUGAGCAAGACUGAUGGUAGCUUGUAUGUAUUUAGCACGAUGUGCCAAGCCCAGUGUUAAGUACUUUUUACCUCACUUCCCAUGUUUCCAAUGAGGUUGGCUGUAGUAUUUUUCAUCUGACUGAUUUUUCUUUGUUUGUUUUUUUGGCUAAUGACUUCUAAAGACCUCCAGUUCCUGAACUCCAGCUAGGGUCCCAUCCCCAGAGUUUAUCAGAAGGUGUAGGUUGGGUCCAAGAAUUUUCAGUUUUUAGAAGUUCAUAGUGAAGCUGAUGCUGUAAAACCACGUAUCAAAUUGGGAAUCAAUGAAUUAGAAGAGGCUCAUGUUUUCGCCAUGUUACGUGCAAACUCCUCCGCUUUUCACCACGAAGAAAAGUUCCCUGUGGCCUCACCAGAAGCAGAUACCAGCACCAUGCUUCCUGUGCAGCCAGCAGAAAGGUAGCAAAUUACAUCUCUUUUCUUUAUAUGUUAAAAAAAACUAGAAGGUCAUUCAAGGUUUUACAAAAAGGCCCACAAACGAAAUACAGACAUCGUUCAAUUUAUUCAUACGUUUCAAUCCCCAAAUCUGAGAGGUGAAGCUGGUCUCCCAGGGCCUCAGAAGCAGGAGGAUUAAAGAAUGGGUCCCUUGCUGGCGACUUCAGCGCCGUGGCCUUGUCCCAGGUGGCCAUGGAAAUCAGGGUGCAUACCCUUUAAAAGCAGCUUUGGCCUCCGAGACACCGUUUUCACAGUCUUUCUUCCCCUCCCUGCGCGACGCCUCUUGGCGGACAUCCGGGAGAACCCGAAAGUCGCUCGUUGCCUGGUUGGAUGCAGCGUACAAACUACAUUACCCAGAAAUCUGUGCCCAGCGCAUUGGUAGCCGGAGUGCAGCCAAUGACAGCCCAGAAACUGGGUGUUUCCUGCUGCUCGGGGAGGCGGGGCGAGACCUCUGGCGUCGCCGUCGUGACGUAUUUUUCCUUUGCCCGGUCUGUGUAUUCUGGUUGUGAAGGCUGAGUCCUAGAUGGGGUCGCCUUUCUACUCGGCUCUCGCGGAACCUAGCAAGGAAAGACAGUGAAGGCUGCAGGACCUUCCUCCGCACUUUUGUUACAAUCCAUGACCCCUGUCGUGGGAAGGGCGGCCUCUCGCGGAGGUGUCUGCCGGGGCUGGGCUCUUACCGAGGCCUCCACACACGCCCUCUUGUCCUUGUCUCCGCCGGAGGCAGCCGCCUUAGUCUUGUGAGCGUUUUUACACCGGAUAGACUGAGACUCGCAGUGCUACACUCAGCCCGAGGGCGUCCAGCGCGGUGGAGGCGUGGGGUUUCGGCUGAGCCCACGGGGCACAGUCCGUUCACCCCCUUCUCACGUUCACCUGCUUCUCAUGGCAGCGGCGGUGCUGAUGGACCGGGUUCAGAGUUGUGUGACCUUUGAGGAUGUGUUCGUGUACUUCUCUCGGGAGGAGUGGGAACUCCUUGAGGAGGCACAGAGAUUCCUGUACCGUGAUGUGAUGCUGGAGAACUUUGCACUUGUGGCCACACUAGGUUUUUGGUGUGAAGCGGAAAAUGAGGAGGCACCUUCCGAGCAGAGUGUUUCUGUAGAAGGAGUGUCACAGGUCAGGACUGCUGAGCCAGGUCUCUUCCAGAAAGCACCCCCAUGUGAGAUGUGUGACCCACUCUUGAAAGACAUUUUGCACCUGGCCGAACACCAGGAAUCACACCCUACACAGAAACUGUGCACACGCGGGCCGUGUAGGAGAAGAUUCUCAUCCAGUGCAGACUUUUACCAGCACCAGAAGCAACAUAGUAGAGAGAAUUGCUUCAGAGGGGAUGAUGGAGGGGCCUCAUUUGUGAAGAGCUGUACAGUUUGCAUGUUUGGGAGAUCCUUUACCUGCAGGGAGGAAGGGACGGACUUACCAGACAGCUCUGGCCUCUUCCAGCACCAGACCACUUACAACAGGGUGAGGACUGAAUGCAUGGAGUCUUUCCCACACAGCUCCAGUCUCGGGCAACACCAGGGAGACUAUGAUGGACAGAUGCUCCUCAGUUGUGGUGAGGAAGGAAAAGCCUUCCUGGACACCUUUACUCUUCUUGACAGCCAGAUAACUCAUCCUGAGGUGAGACCCUUCAGAUGCCUACCAUGUGGAAAUGUGUUCAAGGAGAAAUCAGCUCUUAUUAAUCACAAAAAAAUCCACAGUGGAGAAACAUCUCAUGUGUGUAAGGAGUGUGGAAAAGCCUUCAUUCACUUGCACCACCUAAAGAUGCACCAGAAAUUCCACACUGGGAAAAGACAUUAUACAUGCAGCGAAUGUGGGAAGGCCUUCAGCCGCAAGGACACACUUGUUCAGCACCAGAGAGUUCACACUGGAGAGAGAUCUUAUGACUGCAGUGAAUGUGGAAAAGCCUACAGCAGAAGCUCCCACCUUGUUCAGCACCAGAGAAUCCACACAGGAGAAAGGCCCUAUAAGUGCAAUGAAUGUGGGAAGGCGUUUAGCCGUAAAGACACACUUGUCCAGCACCAGAGAUUUCAUACUGGAGAAAGGCCUUACGAGUGCAGUGAAUGUGGAAAAUUCUUUAGCCAAAGCUCCCACCUUAUUGAACACUGGAGAAUUCAUACUGGGGCAAGGCCUUAUGAAUGCAUAGAAUGCGGAAAAUUCUUUAGCCAUAACUCUAGCCUCAUUAAACAUCGGAGAGUCCACACAGGAGCAAGGUCCUAUGUGUGCAGCAAAUGUGGGAAGGCCUUUGGCUGCAAAGACACACUUGUUCAGCACCAGAUAAUUCACACUGGAGCAAGGCCUUAUGAGUGCAGUGAAUGCGGGAAGGCCUUCAGCCGUAAAGACACCCUUGUGCAACACCAAAAAAUCCACACUGGAGAAAGGCCUUAUGAGUGUGGUGAAUGUGGCAAAUUCUUUAGCCAUAGCUCCAACCUUAUUGUACACCAGAGAAUUCACACUGGAGCAAAGCCUUAUGAGUGCAAUGAAUGUGGGAAAUGCUUUAGCCACAACUCCAGCCUCAUUCUGCACCAGAGAGUUCACACAGGAGCAAGGCCCUAUGUGUGCAGCGAAUGUGGGAAGGCUUACAUUAGCAGCUCCCACCUUGUUCAACACAAGAAAGUUCACACUGGGGCAAGACCUUAUGAGUGCAGUGAAUGUGGGAAAUUCUUUAGCCGCAACUCUGGCCUCAUUCUACACCAGAGGGUUCACACUGGAGAAAAGCCUUAUGUAUGCAGUGAAUGUGGGAAAGCCUACAGCAGAAGCUCCCAUCUUGUUCGGCACCAGAAAGCUCACACUGGAGAAAGACCUCAUGAGUGCACCAGUUUUGGUGACCCUUUAGCUGCGUCUCUUAAACUUGUUUAACACCACAAAAUUCACACAAAGAGAAAGGCCUUAUGAAUGCAGAAAAUAUGUCAUCUUCUUGGUCAUCCUCAUAGGAUUGACACCAGAGCAAUGCUCUGUGAGUACCCUUUGUGAGAGAACCAUCAGCUAGCAGAUGAGCAUUGUACUUUCAUUCCACCCUGGGGAGAUUCCUGAUAAGCACCACAUAUGUGGGAAGCUUUCAUGAGGCGUGUUGCACUUUGUAACUGUCUAGGGUUCUUGAUGGAAUUAUAUCACUGCCAGUGCCUGUGGCGGAAGCCAUCUUAUUGCUACCAGCUGUGUGUAUCAAUCACUCCAUUUUGCUCAGGGAAGGCAGACCUCUGUGCUUUCUUUCCUGUUCCCUGCAGAUAAUCAUGAGUAUUUUCAAGGACCGCCCCCCCCAACCCCCCACCAUUGAGGGUCCUCAUCUUUUCCCUCAUGAUUAGGUUCUGAGCAAACAUGAUCUAGCUCUGGCUAAAAGGACCUGAGCUAGGGUCUGCUGGGAUUUCCUGACAAGAUUUUGUCAGGAAACGUGAUCGCUGUGACUUACUUGUCUUAUUGCCAAAUCGCCCAGGUUUGGAACUGCUUGUCCCAUGCUGCUCUGGUUUAGACAGUGAUAAAGGCCUGUUGUGGCAGCCUUUACUCUUGGGGAUUUUGUUACUGUGUAGACUAGAUUGAGAAAAGAGUUGGGUUCUGUCGUGAAGGGAGUAACACCUUUUGUGGGUACCACCUUUAUGUGCCUCAGAGGGGACCAAAGGAUGGCAGAAGACAGCUCUCAGUCUAGUUUGACCUAAUUUACACCAUUGCCCUAGGCCUGCUGGAAAGACUAAAAAAAAUUUCGUGCCUAACUUUGUGGCCUGGCUGCCAGGAUUUCCUGUGAGCCCAAUGAGGGCAUAGUUGGUGUGAAAAUCUGUGCUUCUGGAAGCACCAUAAGUUGGGUCCCUUGACUGUCACGUACUCCCCAGCACUGUUGAGGGAUUGCUGUUUUCUGUACCUGUACAGGAUCAAGUCCCUGAUAUCCAGAAUCCCAUAGGCAAGUGACAUUGACUGUAAGACCUCUAGGGCAAUGUGAAAAUCGUGAUUGGUACAUAAACACUGAGAUAAUGGAGUGGGGAUGACUGUGGCAAACCAAAGGAGAUUCAAACAUUCUAGCAGGGCAUCCACAAAUAUUGGUGCAGUUAUGAUGGUGUGGGAUGGGGGUGCAUAGAAAUUCUCAGUACCUUCAGAUAUCUGUAUCUCCUGUGGCCAAGGCCACUGUCAGAGGAAAUAAUCUAAAUGUGGAUUCCUGUGUCUCCCUGGGCAGUUGGCCUUACAGCCAUCACUGCACAGACAGGAACCUCAGCAGUGACAGAAGAGAGAUCCAGGGAUGGGUCUUCUCUGACCCAGCCAGCAUCCCUAGUGACUGAGGUGGACGCGGACUUCAUUGCUCACCAAUUUUUAGCAACAUUGAGGCAGGGCUCACUCUCCUAAAUUGUAGGGAGAGGAGUAUUGUAGAGCCAAAAUAGUUGACGUCUAAUUUUCCUAGUGGAACAGUAUAUAUAGAUUUUAAUGAGGAACAUUUAUUUAACAGCUUUAUGGAGGUAUGAUUAACAUGCAAUAAACUGCAUAUAUGUAAAGUGUAAAAUGUGCUAUGUGUCAGCAUGUGUAUACACCUAUGAAACCACCACAGUCAAGAUAUCCAACACAACAAAAGAUUGUCCCUUUAUAAUCCUCAGUCUUUCCUCAUCUUGUUUUCCACAAUUCACAAGCAACAGCAAGCAUUUUCUAUAAUUUUAUAAAUGAAACCAUAUGGUGUGUACUUUUUAGGGGGUGGGGCUCUGACUUUUUCAGUAAACAAAACAAUUUAAAGGUAAACCAAUAUCUUGUUGCAUGAAUCAAUUGUUUACUCAUUUGUAUUGCUGAGUAGUAUUUCAUUGUAUACCACAAGUUUUCUUUUUUGUCAACUUAAUUGUUACCGAUGUUUGGGUAACUUUCAGAUUUUGGCUACUACAAAUAAACCUCUGAAGAUUCGUGUGCAA
Molecule: messenger RNA, 5391 nt
Organism: Cercocebus atys (sooty mangabey)
Lineage: Eukaryota; Metazoa; Chordata; Mammalia; Primates; Cercopithecidae
Gene: ZNF304
Product: zinc finger protein 304
Exons: 3
Coding region: 1406-3376 (656 amino acids)
Biological process (GO): regulation of transcription by RNA polymerase II
Molecular function (GO): RNA polymerase II cis-regulatory region sequence-specific DNA binding; DNA-binding transcription factor activity
Source: RefSeq, a predicted model, not a curated record